Apis laboriosa (Himalayan honeybee) is the source of this 414-nucleotide messenger RNA. RefSeq names its product 3-hydroxyacyl-CoA dehydrogenase type-2-like. Lineage: Eukaryota; Metazoa; Arthropoda; Insecta; Hymenoptera; Apidae. The transcript has 2 exons. Bases 1 to 414 code for a protein of 137 amino acids. The record is from RefSeq and is a predicted model, not a curated record. Gene Ontology annotation, molecular function: oxidoreductase activity.
AUGGUGGAGAACAAACCCGAUGAGAAUAAACAGAGGGGAGUGAUUAUAAAUCUUUCGAGCAUGAUGGCGUACGAUCCUCCAGCCGGUAUGGUUGCUUAUGGCGCUUCGAAAGCCGCCGUUUCUGGAAUGACGAUGCCCUUGGCCAGAGGAUUGGCGAUGAAAGGGAUACGCGUUAUCACCAUAUGCCCCGGUUACAUAGACAGUCCCAUGACAGGUAAUAAUAAAAAGCCACCCGAAAGAGCGAAAUGGAUAAGAAUGAAGUUAUCACCGAAACGUUAUGGAACUUGCGAGGAAGUUGCCCAUUUAAUCCAAGCUUGUAUCGAAAAUCCAUUAAUAAACGGCGAGAAUAUACGCAUAGAUAUGGGCUUCAGACACAACCAGAUAGAAGAUUCGGAACCAUCAUUCGCUUGUUAA